GUGCUAGCACUGUAGUGUCCUCCCCCAGAGGGGAAUCCCGCCCAGCUAACCACGGCAAUCAGCUGCUUUCUCCCAAGAAAACACUUUUGUCGCGGGCGUCUUCGUUACUACUACCUUUCUUCCUUCACUCCGCCAAAUCCCCCAGCCUGCCUUUUACGUCGACUGCUGGCCCUCUACAUCCACGCUGCCUCGGUUUUUCUUGUCCGCUACGCUCGUCUCCAUCAGCAGCGGCUUGAUCCUCAUAUUUUAUUUGCUGCAGCGACCGAGCGAACCAUCCGCCUCGACGACCCCUCUCUGGCUACGCUUUUUCGCUCGUCGCCCGCUUCCGAUCCGGCAGCACACACUCACCUCUGGGCGGCUCUACUUGUAGUCUUUCCAUGCAUACUGCCGCCACCUCAACAAAGAAACAGCAUCGAUUUUCGCACAAAAAUCAUCACAGCCGCCGUCCCGUCAACUGCGCUCGGAUGGAAGAUGACUUCGAAAUGAGCUCUGGCGGCGCAUCCACGUCCCGCGCGGACGCCGCCCGCAAGGAGCUCACUGCCUCUGGCAACAGCCUGCUCGGCAAUCCCCUCUUCCCGCAAUUCCAGCAGGGCGAGCAGGCUCCUCCGUCUACCAUUGAGCAGAUGCAGGAACAAGAUCCCCUUGCCGCACAGGUCUGGAAGUUUUUCACAAAGACAAAGCAGCAGCUGCCAAAUGCCCAGCGCAUGGAGAACCUGACAUGGCGCAUGAUGGCCCUGAGCAUGCGAAAGCGCUCCCAAGAUGAACAAAAAGCCGCUCGAUCCGCAAGCGUUCAGUCUGGUCCUAGCGGGAUUGCUCAAUUGCGCAAAUCCUCUCAAGUGGCAUCGAUGCAGCAGACUGCUGACCAGAUGAACAUUGAUGAUUUCGUCUUCUCCGAGGAAGCCGGUACUCCGGCAGGCAUUGAAGAAGCCUUCCAGGAAGACACCCAAGACCAAGGCAUUCCGAUCAAAGCAAGAAAAGAACAGACCAACCAAUCCGAAUCAUUUGUUCCCACGUCUGUACCACAACAGCGUGAGAUGACGGAUGAGUUUGGAUACAUCAAGCGACAUCAGCGCAAGACGAGCAUCGACGAUCGACGAACCCGAAAGCGACCUGCCAACUUUUCUCCUCACGUUUUGGCCGCCAACAGCUCUGCCGGCAAUGUUAACUCUGAAAUGGACACUGAUGCUGAGUUGGCAGGAUACUCACUUGAUGGCACAAACAUGAACAUGUCACAGCCCUUCCAAGGCCACAAUACCUUUGGGCUUGAUUUUAUGGGCCAGGAGCACAUGAUGGGAUCGGCCCAGUUCCAGCAACAGAACUUUGGUUUCUCGCCUUCUACCUCCCCCAUGGUCACAAAUGGCCCUCUUGGCAACUACGGCAACUUCACGAUGCCUUCGUCCCUCAAUACCGACUUCUACUCUCCGCCUGCGUCCGCAUACCCCUCCACCGUCUCGACUCCUCACCCACUCCCCGAAAAUGAUAGCUUCUUCUUCAACCCACAAGACCCUCGACAGCGCCAGCAAGGAUUUCCGCAAGCGACCAACAUGCCUCAGCAGUUUUACGAUGCUAGUGGCAACAACAUGUACCCGACGUCUGGACCCGGUUCUGAGUCUGCUUCGGCUUUCAACUCAGCGCCAGGUAGCUACGCUAACAUAGACCCCUCACAUGUUCAAAACAAGGGUACUAAUAUGGUCUCUCCUGGAGCACCGAUGGGCCAGGAGGGCGGUAUGUUUUCCUUGGGCGAUUCAGAUGACGACGAGAACAACCAGAGCAAGAUGCAGGGUGAUUUCACAUCGGCGAUGGAGGACAACUCAACAUUUGGUUGGGACACUUCGCUACCUGGCCAGUUCAGCACACAGUCUGCUCGCUAUCCCGGCGGGCCUCCACGAAAGCAGGUCGUCAUUGGUGGGACGACAACAGACUAUGUCGAAAGCUCUGGCGAAUCGGGACUGCCUCGAUCGCAGUCAUUCAAGGCAUCUGACCAACGAAAAGCAAAGUUACCCCGCAAUGCCUCCACACCUGCACACCUGGCUAAUGCUGCCAACGGAAUUGACCAGCUUGGCCAGUCGCUACCCACUUCACCGAAUGGCGAUGUGGCUGGGCCCAUGUCCGGCUUCUCUUCUGUAGCUCAUAGCCGACAGUCAUCACCGCCAGGCUCCAAACACGGCUCAACGACGAAUCUGCAGGCUGCUGCAGGUAAUGCGGCACCCGGCGAUGCUAGCGGACCUACAACGUGUACAAACUGUUUUACACAAACAACGCCUCUGUGGCGCAGAAACCCAGAAGGCCAGCCUCUUUGCAACGCAUGUGGUCUAUUUUUGAAGCUCCACGGUGUCGUUCGACCCCUCAGCUUGAAGACUGACGUCAUUAAGAAGCGAAACCGUGGCUCUGGCAACAACGCGACUCAAGGAGGUGCGCGCGCAAAGAAGGGUACUAGUUCCAACGCUGCAUCUCGCAACAAUUCGACUCUUUCCAUGGCCACCGCGGGCCAGACAUCCUCUACCAACUUGAAUAGCCAGCGAUCCGGGGUGAAGGGCGAAAGCCCCAAUUCAGCAACUGCCUCAGGCCCAGCUCCUGGGCAAUACACUAACUUUGCCACUGCUAGCGCUGCUGGUGGCAAAGGUGUAAUCCCAAUCGCAGCAGCCCCUCCCAAGUCAACGCCUGGCCCUGGCGCAUCAUCCAUGACUCGCCCUGGACCACCAGCGUCCUCCAAGCGACAGCGCCGACACAGCAAGAGCGAUGGUACUAACAUGGGACCGGGUAUGGACCUUGACAGCCAAAAUUCCUUUGGAGACGUCUCCCGCCCGCUGGCCCCAACUCCAAGCAUGCCAUCCAUCUCCACAACCAUGAUGUCAUAUGGCAUCGGCCAAAGUGGGAUGGGUGACGGCUCACAGGGGCAGAACAUGAACAACGGCGGCGGGACUGCUGGUCAACAGGAAUGGGAAUGGCUCACCAUGAGUCUGUAAUGCUGCGAUGGCUAUUCAUGACGAGGUAGAGGCGCAGGUUUCUCUUCUACCGCUACGACACUCUUCUUUUUCAACUUUUUUUCGACCCUUUGCUAUGCUGGCCAGACGCCACACAUUCAUGUCGACCCAGCACCUACCAAUUCUCGACAUACACGACAAACCAACUUUUUAGACUGGAGAUUGGGUUGACGUAUUGAAUCUCUUAAAUUGGAUGGGAUGGGGCGUUUUUAUUUUCCCCACUUGCGUUAUUGGUUACUGUUUUUUUGUUUUUAUUUUAUGCGCGAUACCUUGGCGCAAUCUUGGGCAUGAUCGAAGCUUGCCCAGUUUGCUGCUACUAUUCUUGUUUGCGGAUUCGGCCCCAUUGUGGACAUGGAAAUGUCUAGGUUUAUAUUGUCAAAUCUCUUUUUGUAUACACUCUGUAAAUGGGAGAGGGGAGGCGUCUUAUCUGGGUACUUUUUGUUUGGAUCGCUCCCAUCAGCCAUACCAGCUCGUGGGAGGAGAACACUAUAAUUGAACUACUUUGAUGAUACAAGUCACUACAAAUAGCCGUAUAGUCCUACAACCGCAUUUUCAUCACCCUUUUCUUCACAGCACACGUAGUAUUGGAUGCAAGAAAGUGUAAUCAUAAGAGUGUUGCUUUUGUGUACUUGAACAAAAGAAGACGCAAAAAUACGUAGUGAUGGCAUAAGAGGGUAAGGAAACAAAAAGAGGUGACAGGUGGGCUGUCACAGCCGAAAAUAUUAAACGGAAUAAUGAAUAUGAGACCAAUGCUGGAGUUUCCAGAAACAAUGAAAAAAAAAAGACAAAGAGAAAUAAAAAAGUGCAAACAAAGAAUCCCGUCAACGAAAGAAAAAAGAACCCCAUCACCAGAAACCUGUAGCCAGAAAUCUAUGCAUCAUACCCCCACCAUUUCCCACAUCUCCGUUGCGUGUCUGUCGUUUACGAGUUUUUCACCACAAUAGCGCGUGUUAUCAUCGAAGAGAGCACCUCGGUCCGGACAGUCUGUGUCCGUAGCAUUGUUGGUAGAGAUCAUUACGCGAGCACAAUGGCUCGCUCUAAAAGAUUGUGCCGAAUGCGUCGUCGGUAGGGAUUCGCUUGCGCGGGCUACCACCGUCUUCGGUCAUGGGCUUGCGGUGGCGGAAUGUGAAGCCGACAAAGAGGCUCUUGCUCAUUUCAUCUUCACGAUCUGCCAUGUCUUCGAGCGCCUGCUGCUUGUCGUGCACCUCCUUGUACUUGGCCAUGUCAGCCUCGUUGGAGAAGUCGUCAAAGUAGCCGGCAUCUGUCUCCGAGUCCAGCUCGGGAACAAAAGGUGCUCGUGUUUGGCGCAGGGUAUCCCACUCCACCUCGGCGAAGUAGUGGUGUUCGUAGAUAUCCUUAAUAUUCGAGAAGCGGCGGGUACGGGAGUUGAUGCAACUGU
Messenger RNA from [Torrubiella] hemipterigena, 4383 nucleotides. NCBI's taxonomy places the organism in Eukaryota, Fungi, Ascomycota, Sordariomycetes, Hypocreales, Clavicipitaceae. The record is from the annotation of a GenBank genome assembly.